Messenger RNA from Vespa velutina, 2429 nucleotides. RefSeq names its product TATA box-binding protein-like 1 (gene Trf2). The transcript is spliced from 5 exons. Gene Ontology annotation, molecular function: DNA binding; general transcription initiation factor activity. The record is from RefSeq and is a predicted model, not a curated record. Gene Ontology annotation, biological process: DNA-templated transcription initiation. Lineage: Eukaryota; Metazoa; Arthropoda; Insecta; Hymenoptera; Vespidae. The coding region runs from base 155 to 1027 and encodes 290 amino acids.
UAACCAGCGGUUGCCAGUUUAAAGAACAUGGCUGAAAACAAUGACUGCAGUUAUUGAGCUAACUCUACGAUUUCUUCACACUUGUCAACAAAGACAUUAAUAUUGAAGCGGUAAUAAAGUGAAAAAUACAUUAUAGUUAAAAGUAUAUAAUAUUAUGGCAACUGCUAUUCAAAAAAAUAGCAUGAAACCUUUAACAAAUAGAUCUUUAAAUCAUGUAGAAAAUGUAGACAAUUUAAAUAACAGUGAUAUAUGUACUGAAACAAAAGAUAAUGGACUCUUUAAAGAAGAAAUUGAAACGUGUAUGACUGAAUCAGAACAAGAAACACCUGAGCUUGAUAUUGUUAUUAAUAAUGUAGUUUGUAGCUUUAGCGUAAGAUGUCAUCUUAACUUAAGAGAAAUUGCACUUAAUGGCUCAAAUGUUGAAUACAGAAGAGAAAAUGGAAUGAUCACAAUGAAAUUACGGAGACCAUAUACCACUGCUUCAAUUUGGUCUUCAGGAAAAGUAACUUGUACUGGUGCAACUAGUGAAGUCGAAGCAAAAAUAGCAGCACGUAGAUUUGCACGUUCUCUUCAAAAAUUGGGCUUUAAGGCACGAUUUAAUAAUUACAGGGUGGUUAAUGUAUUAGGUACAUGCUGUAUGCCAUUUGAUAUCAAAAUAACAUCGUUUUCAAUAUGUCAUAAAGAAAAUGCUGACUAUGAACCAGAAUUACAUCCUGGUGUAACAUAUAAAUUGAAAGAACCAAAAGCAACAUUAAAAAUAUUUUCUACUGGAAGUGUUACAGUAACUGCUCCCAAUGUUGCUGCUGUUCAAGCAGCAAUAGAAUAUAUCUAUCCGCUAGUCUAUGAAUUCCGCAAAGAACGUUCAGUAGAAGAUAAGUUGGCAUUGGAAACAAAGAAACGUAGAUUAAGUAGGAAGAGAAAUCAAGAAGAGUUCCUACGUGAUACAGAUCUAUUAUAUGAUCCUAUGUUUUCUCCAUCUUCAUCUUCUGUUGAUGAGGAAGUUGACAGUGAUGCUAGUUGGGACUGAACUGUUUAUCUUAUUAUAUUUUGUUGAGUAUAAAACAAUCAUGUGUAUAUUUCGUUCAAUUAAGAACGAUUACAAAUUGCACUGGACAAUUGCUGCUGCUAAGAGUGAAGUGAUGCAUAAUUCAUUUUCUUAGUGUCUGACAAGUGCGUGAGUGUCAAAGACAAUAGUGUACAUUUAUGUGCACUUUAAUCUGUAAUUAUCUUUGCACGUAUCAAUCUGACUGACUUAUGUUUUUAAAAUUACAUCCCUCAUAUUUUCAUUCUACCACAAUAUAUUAGGCAUAAACAUCUCUCUUAGGCAUAUAUGGAACAUGUCAUUCUUAUGUAUACUAUCAUUCACUUUUGAAAGGAAUAUUUGGGAUGUAUUUAGUAAUAUUUCUGACAAGACUUAGUUCAUAUAAGGGAUCACUCGUUUGUAUUUAUGCUUUUAAGAAUUAUAAAAAUUAAAAUUAGGUAAUAGAAAAGAUAUACAUAUAUACGUUCUAAUAAUUCAGAUUGCAUCAAACGGACAAUCUUUGGGCUAUGCAGACAAGUGCCACCAUAAUAAUUGAUUGGUGAUAUGUAUAUUUCUUUUAUUUUUUUUUGUUCUAUUUUUUUUUACAUACAGAUUUGUCUGUUUACGUUUAAUGAACGUAUACUGUGCCAAAGAUGGAUGUUCAAAAUUUGAUGUUACAAUUGAAAAACAUGGAAAACUACAAAUUUAUUUCACUGCUGUAACAUUUAGCUUUUUCAUUAAUAUAGUCUGCUUUAAUGAAUAUAAUAGUAUUUUAAUAUAAUAAUCUAUAUUUUGCGAUGUUUCUAGAAAGAGUAUAUAAUAUCGUUGAUUCAUCAGACUGUAUCAAGCAAAAAUACUAUAUAUAUAUAUUUAAGUUUGUAUAAUCAACAUUAAUAAUAGCCCAUUCUCGAUCAAACACACGACAGAUUUAUUUAAUACAUUCAGAUCAAACAGUUAUUUACAAUGUACCAUUGCUAUCAUUAUCCUAUAAUUAUAUAGGAUAUGAAUAUAGAUCAAUGACAUUUUCAGCUGUUAACUUACUGACACUCAUGUGUUAAUUAUUUUGUAUAUGAAAGUUAGUGUUAUUAUAUUAUUAGGCAGUAUUAAGAUAAGUUCGUCGAUAAUUAUGAUAAGAACUAUAAACUUAUGAAAUAUCACAAAUAAUUCUAGGCAAUAACAAAUAUCAUAAUUUGUGAUAUUAUAAGUCCAAAUGCAUAUUAUUUAUGUGUAUGUAUACAGAUGAUCACAGAUCAAAAAAAAAUUCUUAGUUCUUACUAAAAUACUCUCUAAAUUUUUAAAAUUCUAUGGUGAACAUUUUAGUAGCAAUGUACCAAAGUUACAAAAAAUAUCAAAAAAUAAAUGAUAAGAUACUUGAAAUAAAUGGCAACUGGAAGAUCUGAUAGUAUAA